GGCCGGCGGCGCGGAGGCGCGGGCUCAGCGGGCCCCGCGCGGCCUCGGGUGCCCAUGGGGGGCGGGGGGCCGGGCCGGUGACGCCGGACGCCCAUGGACGCCCCUGAGGAGCCGCAGCCGCCGGUGGUCUACACCAUGGAGAACAAGCCCAUCGUCACCUGUGCUGGAGAUCAGAAUUUGUUUACCUCUAUUUAUCCGACACUUUCUCAGCAGCUUCCACGAGAACCAAUGGAAUGGAGAAGGUCCUAUGGCCGAGCUCCAAAGAUGAUUCACCUGGAAUCCAACUUUGUUCAGUUCAAGGAGGAGCUGCUGCCCAAAGAAGGGAACAAAGCCCUGCUCACCUUCCCCUUCCUCCACAUCUACUGGACGGAGUGCUGUGAUACUGAAGUGUACAAAGCUACGGUAAAAGAUGACCUCACCAAGUGGCAGAAUGUUCUGAAAGCUCACAGCUCUGUGGACUGGUUGAUAGUAGUAGUUGAAAAUGACGCCAAGAAAAAAAACAAAACCAACAUCCUUCCCCGAACUUCUAUUGUGGACAAAAUAAGAAAUGACUUUUGUAAUAAACAGAGUGACAGGUGUGUUGUGCUCUCCGACCCCUUGAAGGACUCUUCUCGAACUCAGGAAUCUUGGAAUGCCUUCCUGACCAAACUCAGGACGCUGCUGCUCAUGUCUUUUACCAAAAACCUUGGCAAGUUUGAGGAUGACAUGCGGACCUUGAGGGAAAAGAGAACAGAGCCAGGCUGGAGCUUCUGUGAAUACUUCAUGGUUCAGGAGGAGCUUGCCUUUGUCUUUGAGAUGCUGCAGCAGUUUGAAGAUGCCCUGGUACAGUACGACGAGCUGGAUGCCCUGUUCUCGCAGUAUGUGGUCAACUUUGGGGCCGGGGAUGGUGCCAACUGGCUGACUUUUUUCUGCCAGCCGGUGAAGAGCUGGAAUGGACUGGUGCUCCGCAAGCCCAUAGACAUGGAGAAACGGGAGUUGAUACAGAGGCAAGAAGCCACACUGCUGGACCUGCGAAGCUACCUGUUCUCCCGCCAGUGCACCUUGCUCCUCUUCCUUCAGCGACCCUGGGAGGUGGCUCAGCGUGCCCUGGAGCUGCUGCACAGCUGUGUGCAGGAGCUGAAGCUCUUAGAAGUCUCUGUCCCUCCCGGUGCUCUGGAUUGCUGGGUAUUUCUGAGCUGUCUGGAGGUGUUGCAGAGGAUAGAAGGUUGCUGUGACCGGGCACAGAUAGACUCCAACAUUGCUCACAUGGUGGGACUGUGGAGCUAUGCAAUGGAAAAGCUGAAGUCCUUAGGGUACCUGUGUGGACUUGUGUCAGAAAAAGGACCCAACUCAGAAGAUCUCAACAGGACAGUUGAUCUUUUGGCGGGCUUAGGAGCUGAGAGACCUGAAACAGCCAACACAGCUCAGAGUCCUUACAAGAAACUCCAGGAAGCACUGUCAUCAGUAGAAGCUUUUGAAAAGCACUACUUGGACUUGUCCCAUGCCACCAUUGAGAUGUAUACAAGUAUUGGGAGGAUUCGAUCUGCUAAGCUUGUUGGAAAAGAUCUGGCAGAAUUUUACAUGAGGAAAAGGUCGCCACAGAAGGCAGAGAUGUAUCUUCAGGGAGCUUUGAAAAACUACCUGGCUGAGGGCUGGGCCCUGCCUGUCACACACACGAGGAAGCAGCUAGCCGAGUGCCAAAAACACCUUGGGCAAAUGGAAAACUACUUGCAGACCAGCAGCCUUCUAGCCAGCGACCAUCAUCUGACAGAGGAGGAGCGGAAGUACUUCUGCCAGGAGAUCCUCAGCUAUGCCAGCCAGCAAGAAGACAACCCAGGUCACAAGGUGGUGCUACCCAUGCACUCUUUUGCACGGCUAAAGGAUCUCCAUUUUGACCCUCCCAACGCUGUGGUCCAUGCGGGUGGUGUCCUGACUGUGGAGAUAACAGUAUGCAGCCAGAUGCCUGUCCCUGUCCACGUGGACCAGAUUGCUGUCAACGUCCACUUUAGCAUUGAAAAAAACAACUACCGGAAGACAGCUGAGUGGCUGACCAAGCACAAGACUUCCAAUGGAAUCAUCACCUUCCCAGCCGAGGCCUCCCUGUUCCCUGCAUCUCAGAACAGCCUGCCUGCCCUGGAGUUGUCGGAGAUGUUGGAGAGAAGCCCCUCUGAUAAUUCUUUGAACACCACGGGCAUUAUUUGUAGGAAUGUCCACAUGCUCCUCAGGAAGCAGGAGAGUGGCUCCUCUCUAGAGACACCCUCAGGAUUGGCCCUGGAGGAUGGGGCCCAUGUGCUGAGGUGCAGCAGUGUGACUCUGCAGCCAGGAGCCAACAAGAUAGCAUUCAGGACCCAGGCCAAGGAACCUGGAACAUACACGCUGCGACAGCUCCGGGCCUCGGUGGGCCCCGUGUGGUUUGUCCUUGCACACAUCCACCCCGUUGUACAGUACGAUGUGUACUCUCAGGAGCCUCAGCUGCAUGUGGAACCACUGGCUGAUAGCCUUUUGGCGGGCAUUCCUCAGAAAGUCAAGUUUACUGUCACUACUGGCCAUUAUACAGUAAAAAAUGGAGACAGCCUUCAGCUCAGCAAUGUUGAAGCCAUGCUCAUCUUGUGUCAGGGGGAGAACAGAGCCGUGGUCUACUCUAACUCAAGAGAGGAGAGCUCCACUGCCUUACUCCGGAUCCAGUCCUCUGACAAGGUCACAAGCAUCGGUCUUCCCACUGCACCUGCGUACCACGUGAUCGAGUUUGAGCUGGAGGUUCUGUCUUUACCUUCAGCUCCAGCAGCUGGUGGGGAUACCAGUAUUCUGGGAACACCAGAGCCCCACAGGAAGCAGAAAGACACACAGAGAACUGACCAUUGCAUGGUCACCACAGAUCACAAGGUGUCCAUUGACUGCCCGUGGUCUAUCUACUCCACUGUCAUUGCACUGACAUUCAGUGUGCCCUUCAGGACCACGCACUCUCUGCUCUCCGCUGGAACUCGGAAAUAUGUGCAAGUCCGUGUCCAGAACCUGUCAGAACUGGACUUUGAGCUGUCUGAUAGUCGUCUGGAAGACAUGGGUCAUGCUACUGACCUGAGGCUGGAACCCCUGAACACGCAGUCUCAGCAGCUUAUCCACAGCAAGCAGUCCGUGUUCUUUGUCUGGGAGUUGACGUGGACGCAGGAACCUCCCCCUCCUCUGCACUGCCAGUUCUCUGUGGGGUUUUCCCCAGCUUCUGAAGAGCGGCUGACCAUCUCCUUGAAGCCCUACACUUACGAAUUUCACGUGGAGAACUUUUUUACACUGUACAAUGUGAGAGCUGAGAUCCUCCCUGCUUCAGGGACUGAGUACUGUAGGACAGGCUCGCUCUGCUCCUUGGAGGUGUCUAUCACACGGCUCGCCGACCUCCUGGAUGUGGACAAGGAUGAAGCCCUCGUGGAGUCUGAGGAAUAUUUUUCCACAAAGCUUAUGUACGAAGUUGUGGACAACAGCAGCAACUGGGCUGUGUGUGGGAAGAGCUGUGGUGUCAUCUCCAUGCCUGUGGCUGCCCAGGCCACUCACAGAGUCCAUAUGGAAGUGAUGCCUCUGUUUGCUGGUUACCUCCCCUUGCCUGAUGUCCGACUGUUUAAGUACCUCCCCCAUCACUCUGCUCACGCCUCUCAACUGGAUGCUGACAGCUGGAUAGAAAAUGACAGCCUGUCAGUGGACAAGCACCUAGAUGACCAGCUGGACUGCAGCAGCGUGCGGAGUAGAGGCAGCACACACUCGGCUUCCAGCAGCGAGCACAAAGGCUUGCCCAUGCCCCGACUCCAGGCACUGCCCGCUGGCCAGGUCUUCAACUCCAGCACUGGCAUGCAGAUCCUGGUCAUUCCCAGUCAAGACGACCAUGUCCUGGAAGUCAGUGUUACCUGACGAUGCCAUGGGGCAGCAAAGUCAGAGUGGCCGUGAGUGCACUUUAGGGAAUGUGGCUGGAUUGUGCUCUGUGGUAACACACUAGUUCUAACCAGACUUUGGCAGUUCUGCCUAGCUACAGACACAGCAGAGAACAGUGUCCUUCAGCUGCUCAGUGGAGUAGAGAAUCACCUCAUGUUGUCUAUGACACAGGAUUUGUUUUCAUUUUUUCACCCCUGACCCUGUCCCCAUGCUGGUACCCCAACUCAUCGUACCCUCCCCACAAGACUGGUCCCCUCCCACAGCCUUUCUCUGGGUGGCUCCCCAUCCAUUUCCGUUUCUUUCAGAUGGACCUUCAGCAGACUCUGCAGUCUUCUUAUGGCACUGUGUGCCCUUCUGCUCACACAGCCCAGACCCUGGGCGACUUGUGGGCCUCCUGAGGGAUGAAACACUGUCUGUCCUACACUCCAGAUUCCCUAGUUAUGGUUUUAUAGUAACACCUUUUGGGGCCGGGGUGGGGUGGGAGGGAACAUAACCCCUUCUGUGCCUUGGGAUGCCCGGCAGAUCACAAGGUCCAUCUGUAGAAGCCACAUGAAAGGUACUGGAGAGACGACCAGAGCACAGGGAAGUGUGAUGUGGACAUGGCUUAGGCUAAAAGUUCUGGAUCCCUGAUUCUCCCUAAUGUUGAUUGAAUAUCAUAUGCACUUGGAAUUAAAUCUAUAUUUAUUAUAAUUGUUGGAUGUGGGGGUGAAAUGUUUUCUCUCACUUUAAAGUCUGCUCAUGUAUUGUAGCUGUAUAAUCGACAUCUUUUGCACCUUAAGUCUUGGAACUGAAGAUGCUCCAUCCGGAGUGAAGAUGAGAGAGGUCUCUCUUGUGCUCUGGUCAGUCGUAAAGAAGGACUCAGGGCCUGGAGGAGCCUCUGCUGGUCCACUGGGUUGCAGUCAUACCGCGCCAACGGGUUCAUUGACUUUUGGUUGUAAAUUUGAUUGUACAUAUUGUUGAUUUAUUAUUUUUAAGAGUACAGACUAACUGAUGUAAUGUUUGUGUAUAAGUUGCACCAAAAAUCAAGGACAAAAUAAAUGUGUGUUUGUUUUUACUGGUGUGGAAGUCAUAGCUUGUAAAUACAUGCUGUAUGUAUUAAACGUUUUCAUUCCUCCGAAGUCAUGUAUUUUUGUACAUAUGAGAUAGAGUGCUCUGGGUUCAUUGGCGUGGCUUACAUGAGUGGAACCUGAGAUGCAGAGCUGGACGAGGAAGCAGUGGCUGUCCCCCAGGGACCGAGUUUGGGCACAGGGAAUCAGGAACACAGGCAGAAACCAGGAGAACCAAGCCAACAUUUUCAGUGUUUAGUGUAUUUCCUUUUUAACUCAGUCAGCAAAUAAAGGAUGAUGUUAUUCCUA
Molecule: messenger RNA, 5249 nt
Organism: Peromyscus leucopus (white-footed mouse)
Lineage: Eukaryota; Metazoa; Chordata; Mammalia; Rodentia; Cricetidae
Gene: Trappc10
Product: trafficking protein particle complex 10
Exons: 23
Coding region: 94-3873 (1259 amino acids)
Biological process (GO): intra-Golgi vesicle-mediated transport; early endosome to Golgi transport
Cellular component (GO): TRAPPII protein complex
Source: RefSeq, a predicted model, not a curated record